Messenger RNA from Procambarus clarkii (red swamp crayfish), 732 nucleotides. The record is from RefSeq and is a predicted model, not a curated record. NCBI's taxonomy places the organism in Eukaryota, Metazoa, Arthropoda, Malacostraca, Decapoda, Cambaridae.
AUGGGUCGUCAAGAGAGCGGGUCGUCAAGAGAGCGGGUCGUCAAGAGAGCGGGUCGUCAAGAGAGCGGGUCGUCAAGAGAGCGGGUCGUCAAGAGAGCGGGUCGUCAAGAGAGCGGGUCGUCAAGAGAGAGGGUCGUCAAGAGAGCGGGUCGUCAAGAGAGCGGGUCGUCAAGAGAGCGGGUCGUCAAGAGAGCGGGUCGUCAAGAGAGCGGGUCGUCAAGAGAGCAGGUCGUCAAGAGAGCAGGUCGUCAAGAGAGCAGGUCGUCAAGAGAGCGGGUCGUCAAGAGAGCGGGUCGUCAAGAGAGCGGGUCGUCAAGAGAGCGGGUCGUCAAGAGAGCAGGUCGUCAAGAGAGCAGGUCGUCAAGAGAGCGGGUCGUCAAGAGAGCGGGUCGUCAAGAGAGCGGGUCGUUAAGAGAGCGGGUCGUCAAGAGAGCGGGUCGUCAAGAGAGCGGGUCGUCAAGAGAGCGGGUCGUCAAGAGAGCGGGUCGUCAAGAGAGCGGGUCGUCAAGAGAGCGGGUCGUCAAGAGAGCGGGUCGUCAAGAGAGCGGGUCGUCAAGAGAGCGGGUCGUCAAGAGAGCGGGUCGUCAAGAGAGCAGGUCGUCAAGAGAGCAGGUCGUCAAGAGAGCAGGUCGUCAAGAGAGCAGGUCGUCAAGAGAGCAGGUCGUCAAGAGAGCAGGUCGUCAAGAGAGCAGGUCGUCAAGAGAGCAGGUCGUCAAGAGAGCAGGUCGUUGA